CGCUAGUAGCCCCACCAGUGGAGGGGUUGCGCCAGUCAGCUUCACUCUUGCCGAUUGAAUAAUUACAUAUAACCUUAUCAAUUGCGAUUUGUUGUGAUUUUGUGAUAUUUGUCAAUACUUGUAAGAGUUUCUUUGGGGACAAUUGCGACAUCCAAUCGCUAGAAGUACCUUUCAAACUUCAGCAAUUGCGCUUUUGUUUUAUGCAAACAGACUAGGGACUCCAUCUGCGCAUUUCCAAAGUUUUAUUUUCCAAGAGUGCCUGAAGUUAUUUAGAGUAUGCCUCCAGCAAAGAAACGUAAUGAGUUCAUCUUCGUUGUCGACUUGGCGUCGGACGAAACCUUCCUGCAAAACGCACUUGAUCGAAUUUUCACAUUGAAGUCUCUGGAGACCAGAGGUCCAAAAAAGGACAAAACCAAUGAUCAGUUCCAGUUGAUUGCCAUGAAUUAUCCGCAUCCUGACACAGAUGGUUCAAAUUACAUGCUGAUCAGUGAUUUUGCAACACCAAUGUACACUGACGGUGUCUUCAAAUUUUUGAGUGAACAUCUGCUCAUUUAUAAGGAGAUGGACUACAAAGAUUGUGAUUGCAAUUUGAUCAGUGCCAUUCAGUAUGGAGGUGGAAUGUUUAAUGCAUUAUCAGAUAAAUUGCAUGUUUCAACUUUUUUUUUGAUUGUCAUCAGUGAUUUUAAAAAUUUUCCAAACUCUCCUUAUGAUGAAACUGAAAUUCAACAAUGUGUUGAUCUCAUUUGUACCCUGAACAUAAAGUUUAUUGCUGUAGUGGAUCAAGACAUUUCCUACACUUAUAAUGACAUGAUUGAGACAUGUAGGGAAGUUGGUAAGGUGAUGGAAAGUAUUCAAAUUCCAAGGAGGAACAGUGCCAUUGAAGCAGUUUGUUCAAUUGCUCAACAAACGAAUGGGAUUGUGACCGGGGAAAAGCUUUUUUUGAACUUUGUGACCUUCUUCGCCAACCCAGUGUCUAAACAACCUUGGAAUACGUCCCUCACUCUGGGGAGUUACUCUUACUCUACUGUUACAACAAAACUUACUGAACAAGCAAACAGUUUCUUAGGCAAAAGACUGCCGAUUCGCCAAUCUGCCUAUCGCCAGCCGCAGACGGUCAACUUGCAAGAUGUUGACAUCUUGGCUACUACAUCUUCUGAUGCAGGACAACAGAUCGCUGAAGGGGAUGUGGCCUUGGUGAAGCUCUUCCACGGUCAUGCGCUGAACAUUCCUGCAGAUGUGCGUGCCUUUGCGAAGGAUGUCCCAGCCACGUUUAAGAUUCUUGGUUUUAUUGAUGCCAGUGAAAUGUCGGAAUUAUACUACGGGGGGGACGAGUCCUUUGCCGUCAACGCGCGUGAAGACAAUCCUCGCGCGGAGCAUUUCGUGGAAUUAGUAUUUAAAAUGAUCCGACGAAAGAAAUACGCCAUCGCAGCAAGGGUAUAUUCCAGAGGGAAGUCGGCCAGUGCGUUUGUGCUGAUUCCCCAACCGGAAGGCUGGUUGUUGAUGACCCACCUAUGCGAGGGCGCCUUACGUGUUCUGAAUCCGAUCGAAGUGGACCAUACUUAUGUCGAUGAAGAAUCCCUCUCUGAAGGGAUGCUGGCGUUACGACAUCAUCUUAUUAAGAAUAACGCUUUGUUCCACCCAUGCAGUUCGUUGGGGACUGGACAAAUUCGCGUUUGCAAUAAUGUGCGACGCCUUUGCGGAUAUAACAAACAUUUAUUCAAACCGGAUGAGUUGACAGUUGGACUGAGCCACAGAGACAAGGAUUUGAUCAAUAAUAUGUUUGUCCCAACAUCUUCAAAGACUGAUAAACCCGCCGUUGAAGAGCCUCACCAAACCAACGACAUGGAGGAAGAUUGGUAGACAGGAAUGGAUGGACACAAACAUAUUUUAUCCUUUACUUUUAUACAUCUUGUUCUUAAAUUGUUCCAUAAGUUGUCUGUUAUCAUGUUGUUAAGUUAUAUAAAAAGUUAUAUAAAAA
This is a messenger RNA of Dalotia coriaria, 1978 nucleotides long. RefSeq lists its product as uncharacterized. Gene Ontology annotation, molecular function: DNA binding. Gene Ontology annotation, biological process: double-strand break repair via nonhomologous end joining. Lineage: Eukaryota; Metazoa; Arthropoda; Insecta; Coleoptera; Staphylinidae. Bases 277 to 1860 code for a protein of 527 amino acids. The transcript is spliced from 5 exons. The record is from RefSeq and is a predicted model, not a curated record.